CGAUUUUCAGGUUGUGCGCAGGUUUGUAUGCUCGCAUUUUGGUGCACUCGAAGGAAUCCAUUGGCCAGUGACACAGCAGAAGGAACAACACUCCGCUGAUCACAAACUCUGCUUAAAUUUUGUGAAUUUAUCUGUUUAAUUAACAUCUGCUCACAAGGUAAAAUGGGUUUGGGUGGCGUCUCCGAUGUGGAGAUGAAGGAUGCUGAUAGUCCAGUGGAGGUCGACCCUGCCGAGCAGAAGAAAGACGCUGAUUUGGCUGCUAUUGAAGAAAUUCGCGAGCAUACUAGGCAGAUAGAAAAGGCUGUACAUAACAAAGAGCAGAGGUUUAUUCUGCGAGUGUUGCGUGCACUUCCGAACACUAGGCGCAGGUUAAAUGGAAAUGUUCUGAGGAAACUCAUCACUGGAUAUUUCACCCAUUCAGUUCAGGAGAAAGAUGCCUUGCUCGCUUACGUGGAAGAGAGCACUGAAAGUGACACUCCGACAACUGUUAGGAUGCGCAGCAACAAAACAUCUAGCACCCCGUUGUUGACUGAAGUUGAUACCUACAUCCAUCUGCUGGUCUUGCUCAGACUGCUGGACACAAACAAGUUUCAAGAGGCUGUUCAGUGCUCCACUGUCCUCAUGAACAAAGUUGCAUCUCAGAACAGGCGCACCAUUGACCUGAUCGCCGCCAAGAGCUACUACUAUCACAGCAGGGCCUAUGAACUCACCAACCAACUCAAUCAAAUUAGAGGUUUCCUGCAUGCCCGUCUGCGGACCGCAACUCUGCGCAACGACUUCGAGGGCCAGGCGGUACUGAUCAACAGUCUGCUCCGCAACUACUUGCACUACCAUCUGUAUGACCAGGCUGACAAGCUGGUGUCCAAGUCAGUGUUCCCAGAGCUGGCGAGCAACAACGAAUGGGCCCGCCACUUCUACUACCUUGGCCGCAUCAAAGCCAUCCAACUCGAGUACUCGGCCGCCCACAAGCACCUGCUGCAAGCCAUUAGGAAGGCGCCACAGCACACUGCCGUUGGAUUUAAACAGACCGUGCAAAAAUUGGCUGUCGUAGUUGAGCUGCUGCUUGGUGAUAUUCCUGAGCGGCAAAUCUUCAGGCACAGCUCCAUGAGGAGAGCGCUAAUCCCUUAUUUCCAACUCACGCAAGCUGUUCGUCUUGGUGAUUUGCAGCGUUUUGAGGACGUGUUGAAGAAUUACGGGACUCUCUUCCAAAAAGAUCACACUUACACCCUGAUCUUGCGUCUGAGGCACAACGUGAUCAAGACCGCUGUUCGAGCGAUUGGACUGUCCUACUCUCGCAUCUCUUUGGUGGACAUCACCAAGAAGCUGUUGCUGGACUCUCCAGAAGAGGCAGAAUUCAUCAUUGCCAAGGCAAUCAGAGAUGGUGUCAUUGAAGCCAGUUUGGACCACGAGAAGGGCUACAUGCGCUCAAAGGAGACAUCUGAUGUGUACUGCACAAGGGAGCCGCAACUUGCCUUCCACGAACGCAUUGCUUUCUGCCUCAACAUCCACAACCAGAGCGUCAAGGCCAUGAGGUACCCACCCAAGGCCUACAAUAAAGAUCUGGAGUCGGCAGAGGAGAGGAGAGAGAGGGAGCAGCAAGAUAUGGAGCUUGCAAAAGAAAUGGCUGAAGAAGAUGAGGACGGAUUCCCUUGAGCGCAUUGUGCACAUUGUCUGUUCUGUUUAUUGUAUUUCUUCAUUAUUAAGAUUAGGUUCUUUAUCUAAUAAUAAUAAAUCUCUGAUUUUGAAUGAA
This is a messenger RNA of Cloeon dipterum, 1750 nucleotides long. RefSeq names its product regulatory particle non-ATPase 3 (gene Rpn3). Bases 163 to 1653 code for a protein of 496 amino acids. The transcript has 10 exons. Lineage: Eukaryota; Metazoa; Arthropoda; Insecta; Ephemeroptera; Baetidae. Gene Ontology annotation, biological process: regulation of protein catabolic process; ubiquitin-dependent protein catabolic process. Gene Ontology annotation, molecular function: enzyme regulator activity. Gene Ontology annotation, cellular component: proteasome regulatory particle, lid subcomplex; proteasome complex. The record is from RefSeq and is a predicted model, not a curated record.